Molecule: messenger RNA, 4158 nt
Organism: Acytostelium subglobosum LB1
Lineage: Eukaryota; Evosea; Eumycetozoa; Acytosteliales; Acytosteliaceae
Exons: 2
Coding region: 1-4158 (1385 amino acids)
Molecular function (GO): protein binding
Source: RefSeq, a predicted model, not a curated record
AUGGAGGACCGCCAAUAUCUCCUAUCUCAUCCGUUGCCAGAGCUGGAAAGGAUCGAACCAAAUGUAGUGCACUGGAGCGAUGCCCAUCUCAAUGAGUUGCGAUCGAUCUACAGCAACUCUGCGCAGUCCUUGGUCAAGAAGUUCGAGCAGGAGGUGGCGCGACCCGAGUGGACAUAUCACACCGACAAGAAGGAGAUCUCGAUGUGCGUGCGGCCCAGCUCCACGGCCGGCUCGCACUACUCGCUGUCCACCACCACCAUCCACUGUCCACCGACCGUCUGCAACUCAUACAUCAACGACUGGGAGUGUCGCAAUCAAUACGACAAGUUCUUUGGCGAUGCCGUCACCCUGCACCACUUCCUCACACACGAUGCUUCAUUGGCAGCCAAGUACAACAUCCCCUAUUCCAAGCAAUAUGAUUGUAUGCUACAAACUGUUACAACAAGCAAGAGACUAUGGUUAAAGCCUCGUGAGUUCAUUGUACUUUCACUGUCAGGUCCUCACCCUUCAAGACCAAGAGCAAUGAUAACAGUUGGUACAACGAUUGCAUUCAGUGGUGCACCACCAACCAAUGAAUGUAUUAGAGCAACUUGCGAUCUGAUGGCAUGGCUGUUUGAACCAAUCAAUGAUGGACGAACAUCAAAGCUGACACAUAUACUGAACUUUGAGUUUGGUCGCGACUCAAACUCAUUGACAGAGACACUGAUGAUACCACUGUUUCCCAAGAUGCCCGUCACCAACUGCUUCACAAAGCUUACAUAUAUACGAUCGAAGCUCAACGAGUUGUUUCGCAGCUAUCCCGAUCCAGACGUCGCAGUGCUGCACAUCAGCAAGUCGAGUGGCAAUCUUGGCGCGAGCAGCAGCAGCAGCAACAAUCUUGGCAUCAGUACCAAUCAAUUGGCACCAAGCACAAGCAGUAGCAAGAAGAAUACAUCACCAUCAACAUCGGCUGGAUCACUGAGUCACAGUCACAGCUAUGAAAUAUCAUCACCAACAAACAAUCAUUUGUCGCCGAGUAGCAGCUCCAAUCUCCUGUCGCUGGCAUCGUCCACCACGUCAACGUCGUCGUCGUCGUCUGGAUCGAGCCUGGCGCCGCUGCUCUCGAGCAACUCGCACUCGCCUCACUACAAGACACCCAGCUCCAAGAAGAAGCACUACAUUCUCACCAACAAUUUCACAAUGCAUCCAAACGAUUGGGCGCAAUCGAUACUAAACUACGAGAAGGAAAGUCUGUGGAUGCCCGUCAUCAUUGGAAACAACAAGAACCUGGACAGGAGCGUGACCGUGCUGUACAAGCGCGUCAAGGGCACGCGUUCGGGCAAGAAGGUGCGCAAGCUCAUGAUCAAGACCAUGUUCGAGGUGCCCCAUCCCGUCGAGCGCAUGAACGAGCUGAUGCUGGAGAAGGAUCUCACUCACUUCCACUGGGACCCCUUUGCGCACACGAUCAAGGUGGCUGACAAAGGCGCCAUCGUCAGUGGCGGCGGACACACCGUCACCAAGAAGCUGCGACUCAACCACCACAUCCCCAGCUACAAGGUGCAAUGUCUGCACUAUCAUGGCUACGUGGGCAACCGAUCAUACUCAAUCGAGGAGCGAGACAAUGGCGACGUUGUACUACUCACGAUGAGCAAGUCGCCCUCGGACCCAAAGGCCGAGCGAACACUGGUCGAGUGGUACUUCUUCAUUUUUAGCGAGAACUGGGUCGACAAGGUCGAGCCAUCCGCCGACUUCUUUGUCACACAAGUUCAAAGAUCAAUCGGUUCCUUCUAUGGUGCAUCCUCCAACUCAACAGGUGGUGUGAGCAGCAGUGGUAGCAGUAGUAGCAGCAAUAGUAUCAUCAAGUCUCAACACAACAAUCAUAUCAGCAACAACAACAAUAACAAUAACCUACGCAACAACAAUAGUAACAACAGCAACAACAAUAACCUCCGCAAUCACACAUCAGAUACGAUGAAGAUAAUAGAUAUCUUUAUAGACGUUGUCAAUAUUAUAUAUCCAAAGUUCUCGACUGAACAAACGAUCGAUGUUCUCAAGUUGCUGACGAUCGAGACGUCUCAGCAACAGAUCAAACUGGCACCAAUUGUCAACAACACCACGCCAACUGCCACCAACUCCACAUCCACAUCCCCAACAUCCACUUUCACAUCAACAACUACGACCACCACCAACAACAAGCGCGAGCUGCAACACGAUGACGAGAUCACCGACUCGUACUCGAUGGGCAGCGACGACAACUACGACUCGAGCGUGUCUGUACAGAGAAGCAAGCGGUCCAAGGAGCACCACUACCACAACCAUCAUCUGGCCACAAGCAUCGACAUGCACCUCGACUCGUCCUCCACGUUUUCCUCUUCCUCUUACUCCUCGACGAUGCACAACAGCAUCGAUAUCCUACUGCCUCAUUUCAUCCCAACUACCAACAAACCGAUCUUUUCCAACAAUUUUCAAAGUACCUUGGCUGCUCCGCCAGCAGUCACGCCUUCCACUCCACCAACCAGCAGCGCCGGAAGCAGCACCAGCACUAUCUCACCACCCCAGCCCCUGCCCACUUCUCCAAUGCAAUCAGACUUUCCAUCAGCAGCAGCGGCGACACAGACCAAGAGCAGCAUGCACUCGAUCCUGCUCAUGCCUGGCGAGAUACUCAAUCACAUCUUUUCCUACUUUGGCGACGAGGACCUUUGUCGAUGCUCGCGCACAUGUCAUGUAUUCAAACGUAUAUCAGAGGGCGACGCGCUAUGGUACUGCCAAUAUGUGCGUAGAUUUGGCAAGUGCUGCUUCAAAAAGAACCCUCUCGACACACUUCUGCCGCCCAACCCAGCCAUGUGGGACAUCUAUCGCAAGACGACCUUCCCGAGCGAGGUGCUCGAGCCGCCCUUCAAAGACCCGCGCCUCAUCUAUUUCCUUUCCAAGGAGACACAGUACGAGUCGAUCGAGCAGAGCUGGAAGAAGAAGUUCUUCUACAAGAUCAGGAUGGAGGCGCUGUGGUGCCUGUGCACGGGAGAGCAGCCUCUGAACACUGGAGGUGACUUUGCCCCGUCGUCUGAAGACGAAGCCUUCACGCUCAUGUCCAUUUGCAGCUACAAGAUCUCCCCGUCGCUCUAUGCCAUCAUCCCCAACUCCAAGGACGAGUCGAUCUCAGCCAUACUGCUCAAUCACAACAAUGCCUUCUUUGCCACCAACACUGGCGACUACUACAAGGUCAACCUGCUCGAGGUGAUGGAGAACUAUGACAACCUUUUCACAAAGCUCGACGUUCGCGGCGUCAUCAAGUCGCAGCCGGCUGCGCUGUCGCCCCCGCUCUCUCUGGAUGCAUCGAUCGACAGCAACACUGACACGGCAAUGACCUCGACCGUGUCGAGUCACGACACAUCCGAUGACGACAGCAACUCUGCCGACAACAACACGCCUCACACAGUUGCAAUGUGGCUGAACCAGCAGAACGACCUGCACUCAGUCAUGUCAAAUAGGGUCCUGUACAGCUACAAUCUCGACACAAGCCUGGACAAGGGCUCGGUCACUCUUGGAAACUCAAGGGUGCCGUCCACGUGGGACAUCACUGGCGCGUGGCAGAACUAUCAAGGCGACCACCUGGCCGUCCACUACAACAGCCACUCGGACGACUCGAUCAACGACGACUUUGACACCAUCCUCGACAUUUUCAACGUGGAGACGGGCCGCUUGGUCACAACACUGGACAAGCGCGAGCAGAUCACAUGCGCCAGCUACAACUGCAAUAGAGUGGCCGUCGGUGGCCAGUCCGGCCCCAUCGAUCUCUUUGACUGCUACACGGGCAACUCUGUCAUCUCCCUGUUGGGCCACAACGACCAUGUGCUCGCCUGUCGACUGCUUGACGACGAGAACUGCGUCGUCAGUGCUGGUGUCGACAAUACGGUCAAGUUCUACGACGAACGUGCUGGUCCCUACUACCUGAAGCGUCUGCAGUCCCAGUAUCCUGUCAAGACAUUCGAUGUGACGCCCACGCGAUUGAUCUGUGCCACAUCGACCAAGAUCUCUUACUGGGAUCCGAGAAACCUACAGAGACCUAUCGGCGAGCUCUGGAGUCCACUGACAACGGACGUUGUAAAUAUCCAGCUGUCUCAAUUCAAUGUGAUGGUACUCUAUUCGAAUGGAAUAUCACAUUGUUGGGACUUCCGAUAA